Messenger RNA from Emiliania huxleyi CCMP1516, 1635 nucleotides. RefSeq lists its product as hypothetical. Gene Ontology annotation, biological process: proteolysis. The record is from RefSeq and is a predicted model, not a curated record. Bases 1 to 1635 code for a protein of 544 amino acids. Lineage: Eukaryota; Haptophyta; Isochrysidales; Noelaerhabdaceae. Gene Ontology annotation, molecular function: cysteine-type exopeptidase activity; dipeptidase activity. The transcript has 7 exons.
AUGUCCAUUCGCCUCCUCCUCCCGCUCCUCUUCGGCACGGCGCGCGCCUGCAGCAACAUCAUCGUCACUGGCGGCGCCUCCGCCGAUGGCAACCCGAUGGUGGGCUAUAACGCCGACAGCGCGGCGCUGCACGGCGCAGUCUCGCACUGGCCGCACGGACACCACGCAAAGGGCGCUGUGCGCGAGGUGUUCUCCUGGGACUUGGGCAUCAAGCUGGGCGAGAUACCCGAGGCGGCCGAGACGUACAACGUCAUCGGCAACGCAAACUGCCAGGGGCUCGUAAUCGGAGAGACCACGCUGGGCGGGCUGGCGGAGCUGUCCAACGUGGGCAAGGACUGGCGGAACGGCACGAUUCUCGACUACGGGCAGCUAAUCUACAUCACGCUGCAGCGCGCGGCCACUGCCCGCGAGGCGAUCAAGGUGAUGCACGCGCUCACCGCAGCGUACGGCUACGCGAGUGACAUGGAGGGCUUCUCUCUCUCCGACGCGACGACCGGCGAGGCGUGGUACAUGGAGCUGAUCGGCAAGGGCGGGUUUGAGAAGGGCGCACUCUGGGUGGCGCUGCGCGUGCCGGAGGGGCACAUCAUGGCGCACGCCAACCAGGCGCGCAUCACGCGGUUCCUGCCGUGCGACGACGAGAAGGCCUGCCUGAUGGCGCCGGACGUCGUCAGCUUUGCCAUCGCGCACGGCUACUUCCACGGCGAGGCGGACGACCCCUCCUUCUCCUUCUCGGACGUUUACGACCCGGUCACGUUUGAGGGCGCACGCUUCUGCGAGGCGCGCGUGUGGUCCGUCUUCAGCGCCGUGGCCGACCCGGCGAGCUUCGACGCGGCCGCGCACCUCGACUACGCUCAGGGGCGGAACCUGACGAACCGCAUGCCCCUCUUUGUCAAGCCAAAGGCCAAGCUGACGCGCGCGCAGGUUCACAGCCUCCUCUCGCUGCACUACGAGGACUCGUGGCUCUCCCCCUACGCCGAUGUGGGGGCGGGCGCAGAGCACUCCCCGUACCGCUGGAACGGGCUGACGUGGGAGUACGAGGGGAAGACGUACGUCAACGAGCGGGUGGUCGGCACGCAGUACACGGCGUGGCACUGGGUCGCGCAGCUGCGCCGCGGCGUGCCAAAGCCGAUGGGCGCGCUGCAGUGGUGGGGCGCCGACGACCACACAUGGGCUCCAAAGAUCCCGCUGCACGGCGGCGCGUCGGCGGUGCACAGUUCGUACGACGACGCAGACUGCACGGCGCGGGCCGCCUGCCGCCGUGCCCACGGGCUGCAAGGCAACGUGCGCGAGUUCUCGCUGCAUUCGGCGUGGUGGCUCGCGAACUUGCUGGACGCCGCGCUCACCGCGGCGCUGGUGGACGCCGACGACAAGGCGGCUAGGGCGUUCGCGGCGGGCGACGCGAAGGGCGCGCUUGCCACUCUCACGGACCACGCCGUGGCCGCGGGCGCCGCGGCAACGGCGAGGCGCGUGACGGCGGCCAACCCCAAGGAGCCCGUGUGCGAGUGCACAAAGGAGAGCGCCACGUUCAGCGAGGCAUGGAAGGCCAAGGCGCCGGCCGCGCCGUCGGAAGCGCCUCCCACUUUUGUUCUGGCGGGCGCGUCUCCCACAUGGCGCGUCUCCCACAUGCGUCUGUAG